Glarea lozoyensis ATCC 20868 is the source of this 1386-nucleotide messenger RNA. Its product is annotated as Concanavalin A-like lectins/glucanase. Gene Ontology annotation, cellular component: fungal-type cell wall. The transcript has 3 exons. Lineage: Eukaryota; Fungi; Ascomycota; Leotiomycetes; Helotiales; Helotiaceae. Gene Ontology annotation, molecular function: glycosyltransferase activity; hydrolase activity, hydrolyzing O-glycosyl compounds. The coding region runs from base 1 to 1386 and encodes 461 amino acids. Gene Ontology annotation, biological process: fungal-type cell wall organization; carbohydrate metabolic process. The record is from RefSeq and is a predicted model, not a curated record.
AUGGUCCGAUCAUCUUUAAUUUUCACGGCUUUGGCCACGGCUUCGACGGCCCUUGCUCAGACGACGGCGGAGAUUAAAUGUAGUCUCAGUUCACACUGCCCGGAAAGCGCGCCAUGCUGUUCUCAAUACGGAGCCUGUGGAACUGGAGCAUAUUGCCUGGGAGGUUGCGAUCCUCUGUCAUCUCACAAGCUCUCUUCGUGUGUCCCAGCACCUGUAUGCCGAAGCCAGAAUUACGAUUUCACUUCCCUCGACCGAAUCAUUCCUAAUACGAAAUACCUCGGAGAUGCAUCAAAGGCGGAUUGGGUCAGUUCUGGAGCCCCAGUCAUCUAUAACAAGAAUGUUCUUUUGACUAUGGCGCCUGAUACUGUUGGUACCCUGCUUGCAAGUUCGACUUACAUGUGGUAUGGAAAUGUCAAGGCUACAUUCAAGACAAGUAGAGGAGCUGGUGUCGUUACUGCGUUCAUCUUGCUUUCUGAUGUCAAGGACGAAAUUGAUUACGAGUUUGUUGGUGUUGAUUUGAAGACUGCUCAGACCAAUUAUUACUUCCAGGGAAUUACGAAUUACGGAAACUCCCAAAACAUCACCCUCUCUGAUACAUUCAACAACUACCACACCUACGAAAUCAACUGGACUCCAGAUAAGAUUACUUGGUUAGUUGAUGGACAGGAAGGACGUACCUUGGAGAAAAAAGAUACCUGGAACGCUACCACCAACCAAUGGAUGUAUCCACAAACGCCAGCUCGUGUUCAACUUUCACUCUGGCCUGGUGGACUUGCUUCCAACGCCAAGGGUACCGUUGAUUGGGCUGGUGGACAAAUUGAUUGGAAUGGAGCUGAUAUCAAGUCUAAUGGUUAUUACUACUCAAUGUUCCAGUCGGUAUCUGUCAAAUGUUACGAUGCCAAGACUGCACCAGGAACAAACAGUGGUACCUCCUACACCUACAACAAUGCUGCCGGAACAAAUGACACUGUUGUGGAUGGAGAUUCUCCAACUGUUCUCAAAUCUCUCCUUGGUACAGGAGAGAACAUGGAUGCAGGUGAUCCAGCGUCAUCCAAAUCAGCAUCUGGAUCCGCCGCUGCUACACCAACCGCUGUCGCUCAAGUUCCUGGUUUGACCGGAUCAGGAACUGGAUCAGAUGAUCACGCUGGAGAUACCCAACCCGGAACCUCUGCAGCUCCAGCCGCCAACAAUGCUGCCUCUUCAACCGCCGACGCUGCAGCAUCAACUCCUACAGCCCAGAGCAACGGACAAUUCAACCAAGGUGGUGGUGCAUCAGGAUCAAGCACUACAGCCAGUGGAGCGGAUAAACUUGGAUCUCAGGAAAAGGCACUCAAGGGUAGCCUCUUUGCUGGUGUUGUUGUUUUGGUCGCCAUGAUGGCUUUGUAA